Lagenorhynchus albirostris (white-beaked dolphin) is the source of this 1631-nucleotide messenger RNA. RefSeq names its product charged multivesicular body protein 1B (gene CHMP1B). Gene Ontology annotation, cellular component: multivesicular body; ESCRT III complex. The record is from RefSeq and is a predicted model, not a curated record. Gene Ontology annotation, biological process: endosome transport via multivesicular body sorting pathway; protein transport; late endosome to vacuole transport. Bases 122 to 721 code for a protein of 199 amino acids. The transcript has a single exon. NCBI's taxonomy places the organism in Eukaryota, Metazoa, Chordata, Mammalia, Artiodactyla, Delphinidae.
GCUGCAGAAACGGGAAGUAGGACCAAAACAAAGGAGCGGCGGCCGGGAGCGGUCUUUCUUUUCCUACCUCCUCCGGCUUCCACCUCGGCCCCGGCCGCCGACCCCCGGGAGCCGUCCGGUCAUGUCCAACAUGGAGAAACACCUGUUCAACCUAAAGUUCGCGGCCAAAGAACUGGGCAGGAGUGCCAAAAAAUGCGACAAGGAGGAAAAGGCCGAAAAGGCCAAGAUUAAAAAGGCCAUUCAGAAGGGCAACAUGGAAGUUGCGAGGAUUCACGCCGAGAACGCGAUUCGCCAGAAGAACCAGGCGGUGAAUUUCCUGAGGAUGAGCGCGCGGGUGGACGCGGUGGCCGCCAGGGUCCAGACGGCCGUGACGAUGGGCAAGGUGACCAAGUCGAUGGCCGGUGUGGUUAAGUCGAUGGACGCGACGUUGAAGACCAUGAAUCUCGAGAAGAUCUCCGCCCUGAUGGACAAGUUCGAGCACCAGUUCGAGACGCUGGACGUGCAGACGCAGCAGAUGGAGGACACGAUGAGCAGCACGACGACGCUGACCACUCCCCAGGGCCAGGUGGAUAUGCUGCUUCAGGAAAUGGCAGACGAGGCCGGCCUCGACCUCAACAUGGAGCUGCCGCAGGGCCAGACCGGCUCCGUGGGCACGAGCGUGGCCUCGGCCGAGCAGGACGAACUGUCCCAGAGGCUGGCCCGCCUGCGGGACCAAGUGUGACCGCGGAACCCGCUCUCAGGCGUCCCGGCCGUAGCCACCUUCGAAGACGGAUACUCUACGCUAGAAACUCGGAACCGGCCGGAAUGCUGAACUGCUCUCACUCAAGAUGCUUCUACCUUUGGGUUUUACAGUGCUCUCCAGAUACACGAAGACGUCCCAGGCCUUCUCCACUCUUAAAUGGAUUUGAAAGUUCUGUAUAGCUUGUUAUCAUGUGUAUUUUUAUAGCUGCCUUUUAACAGAUCUGGUUAAUUUGGCGUAUAUGAAUCUUUCUUAAAAAUUUGGUCAAAACUCUAGUUCCCGUGUAUUCAGUAUUCUGCCUGAAUUACCAGAAUUGAAGGUUUUCUUUUUAAUUUUGUGUAAUCGAUAAUAUCUAGAGUUGACGGGAGGUGAUUACGUAGGUUGAUUACAGCGCUAUCAGCACCUCAUUAAGAGAUUUAUUUCAUGGGCAGUGCUAUUCUGUGUAUCCUUUGUUUAUUGUAAUCAGAUCCAGACUAAAGGUGACUAUUCAUCUGUUCUCAUAACUUACACUAAAAUUACUUUACGAUUUUCCUGCAUAAUGUUCAGUUACUGUUUACGUCCUAUAAAUUUUUCUUAUGGUAGUUGUCUUUUUAUAACUGGAAAUGCCACGUAACUUCCAUUUAUCAUAAGAGAAAAGUGUUCAUUUAUGGGUUUAAGAUUUACAAGGUUUAACGUUAGUAUGACAGUUUUUUCCAAGUGAACUUCUCUCUCAUGUUUCUAGUUAUUUUCCUAAUUAGACUUCUUUUAAAGUAUGGCAAUUAGCAUGACAGUCACAUUACUCUGACGUUGCCAAAGAACCGUUGAUUGGUUUGAGAAAGCCCUGGGACUGUGUGUGUGUAGGUUUUGUUUUGAUUUUAAUCAAAAAUAGAAAUAAAAUUAGAACUGCAUUUUA